AUGGCUCAACCCAGAAUUGAGCAAACUGUGGAACCUGUUCAAACCAACCCUAUUUUCGAAGAAGAAGAAGAAGUCAUCAAGGAACCCGUUCAAUCUCUUAUUACCCAUGAAAAGGAAGUGUUGGAGUCCCCUAUUCUCGAAGUAGAGGAAUCUCUAGAGAAGGAGGUUGAAGUUAGAUCUCCCAAGCCUCGACCAUUUCUUGAUAUCAAUGCUGCGAAUAUUCAUGAUGAUAUUGUCAACCUUCCUCAUCAUUCAGGCGAUUUGUUAGAUAAGAUUCACAAGGUAUGUGAAGAAAUUUUGGAUGAUGAAGAAGAAGGAAAGUAUGAAAGUGAUUCAGAGAAGUAUGGACCCGAGCAAUCAAUGCAAAUUUCAUCUAAUGAAGGAUCAUCUGAUGAUGGUACAAAGCUUAUGAAGUCUAUGACAUCAUUGAUGGGAACUCUUCAGAAGAAUAUGGCUGUAAUGGAAUCCAAUAUGACACUAAAGAAGAACACGUACGAGAUUCAUAUCCUCAACAAGUCAUACACCAAAUUUGGAAAGAACUUCUUCAAACAGAAAACCGAUUUGCUCGACUAUGAAAGGGAAAAGGUCGUUGAACUCCAUAACGAAGUUAUGGAUGGAAUUAGCUUGCUUCGUGAUCAAAUGGUUGAAAUUCAAGGCAAUAUGAGCAGAGCUGAUGCUGAGAGGUUGGAACAGAAUGAUUCCUUUGCAAGGAAGAUUCAAGCUGAAGAAGAUGCUAAAUCGGCUACCGAGAAAGAGAAGAAUCUCAUUACUCAAGGCGAUGACAAUAGCGGUAGAAGAGGUGGUGGUGUUUCAACAGGCACCAGAUCAAAGCGAAAGCCAACCGGUGAUGAUAACAUUAGGCCAAUCAAAAGGGGCGGAGGACAUAGUGGCGAUCGCAGUGGUAGAAGUAGUGGAGGUGAUAGUGGUGGCAGAAGUGGUGGAAGUGGUCGUGGUGGUCGUUCUCUCCCUCUGUUUCGAAACCUUCUAACUGGUAAAGAAUUCAGUUGUCAAGGAUCUCGCUACCCAAUCGAACCACUCGUGAAAAGGGAAGAUAAAUAA
Messenger RNA from Impatiens glandulifera, 1059 nucleotides. Its product is annotated as keratin, type I cytoskeletal 10-like. Bases 1 to 1059 code for a protein of 352 amino acids. Lineage: Eukaryota; Viridiplantae; Streptophyta; Magnoliopsida; Ericales; Balsaminaceae. The transcript has 4 exons. The record is from RefSeq and is a predicted model, not a curated record.